Thamnophis sirtalis is the source of this 4564-nucleotide messenger RNA. The record is from RefSeq and is a predicted model, not a curated record. NCBI's taxonomy places the organism in Eukaryota, Metazoa, Chordata, Lepidosauria, Squamata, Natricidae.
CUCAGGUUUACUAUGCAAAAAAGAAGCGACGACAUCAACAGGGACAAGGAGAUGAUUCUAGUCACAAAAAAGAGCGGAAGGUUUAUAAUGAUGGAUAUGAUGAUGACAACUAUGACUACAUUGUGAAAAAUGGGGAAAAAUGGAUGGAUCGUUAUGAAAUUGAUUCUUUAAUAGGCAAAGGUUCAUUUGGACAGGUUGUAAAGGCAUAUGACCGUGUGGAACAGGAGUGGGUAGCUAUUAAAAUUAUAAAGAACAAGAAGGCUUUCCUAAAUCAAGCCCAAAUUGAAGUGCGACUUCUCGAGCUUAUGAACAAACAUGACACAGAAAUGAAAUAUUACAUAGUACAUUUGAAGCGUCAUUUUAUGUUCCGAAACCAUCUCUGCUUAGUUUUUGAAAUGCUCUCCUAUAAUCUUUAUGACCUUCUACGGAAUACAAAUUUCAGAGGGGUUUCAUUGAACUUGACGCGAAAGUUUGCACAACAGAUGUGUACUGCACUGCUUUUUCUUGCAACUCCUGAACUUAGUAUCAUUCACUGUGAUCUAAAACCUGAGAACAUCUUGCUAUGUAACCCCAAACGAAGCGCGAUCAAAAUAGUUGAUUUUGGCAGUUCUUGCCAGCUUGGACAGAGGAUAUAUCAAUAUAUCCAGAGUCGUUUUUAUCGAUCACCUGAGGUGCUAUUGGGAAUGCCUUAUGAUCUUGCAAUUGAUAUGUGGUCCCUUGGUUGUAUCUUAGUGGAAAUGCACACCGGAGAACCUCUUUUCAGUGGAGCAAAUGAGGUUGAUCAGAUGAAUAAAAUAGUGGAGGCUUUGGGUAUACCACCUGCUUAUAUUCUUGACCAAGCACCAAAAGCAAAAAAGUUUUUUGAGAAAUUGCCAGAUGGCUCUUGGACCUUAAAAAAGACCAAAGAUGGGAAAAGGGAGUACAAACCACCUGGAACCCGUAAACUUCACAAUAUACUUGGAGUUGAAACAGGAGGACCAGGAGGGCGUCGUGCUGGGGAGUCUGGUCAUACUGUAGCUGACUACUUGAAGUUUAAAGACCUCAUCUUAAGGAUGCUUGAUUAUGAUCCAAAAACCCGAAUUCAACCUUAUUAUGCUCUGCAGCAUAGUUUCUUUAAGAAAACAGCAGAUGAAGGUACAAAUACAAGUAACAGUGUGUCUACAAGUCCUGCUAUGGAACAGUCACAAUCUUCAGGAACCACUUCUAGCACAUCUUCAAGCUCAGGUGGCUCUUCGGGGACAAGCAACAGUGGAAGAGCACGGUCAGAUCCAACACACCAGCAUCGACAUAGUGGUGGACACUUCACUGCUGCUGUACAAGCUAUGGAUUGUGAAGCGCACAGUCCUCAGGUUCGACAGCAGUUUCCUCCUCCUCUUGGUUGGCCAGGAACUGAAGCUCCUACACAAGUUACUGUUGAAAACCAUCCAGUUCAAGAAACCUCUUUCCAUGUUACUCCUCAGCAACAAAAUGCAUUACAUCAUCAUCAUGGAAAUAAUUCCCACCACCACCAUCACCACCACCAUCAUCACCACCAUCAUCAUGGACAGCAGGCCUUGGGUAGUCGGACCAGGCCAAGGGUCUACAAUUCUCCAACAAACAGCUCGUCCACCCAAGAUUCCAUGGAGGUGGGCCAUGGUCACCACUCCAUGACAUCCCUGUCUUCCUCAACAACUUCUUCCUCUACAUCUUCCUCCUCAACUGGUAAUCAAGGCAAUCAGGCCUAUCAGAACCGCCCUGUGGCUGCUAACGCGUUAGACUUUGGACAAAAUGGAGCUAUGGACGUCAAUUUAACGGUCUAUUCUAAUCCACACCAAGAAACUGGCACAGCAGGACACCCAACGUACCAGUUUUCUGCUAACACAGGUCCUGCUCAUUACAUGACUGAAGGACAUCUUACAAUGAGACAGGGAAUUGAUAGGGAAGAAUCUCCCAUGACAGGAGUUUGUGUUCAGCAAAGUCCUGUGGCCAGCUCGUGACUAAACUGAAACAGAUUUGUUUCUUGUGUGUUUUUAUAGAAGUGGUGUUUUUCCAAAAAAAAAAAAAAAAGUGCAAAGCUGCUUGAAUCAGGAGGAGAUAGACUUAUUGAACCGCUACAGAAGGGCAAAGCUAACUAUUUUUUUAAACUUGAACAGAUUGCAGUGAAGUUUUUAGAGCCAUGUUCAUACCUAUCCUAGAUAGCUUUGAGAAGAUUUCUCACCUUUUUGCCCGUUUUAAUUAUUACAACCAAGUCACAUAUAUAUUUUUCCCCUUGUUCAACAGAAUGAAAAUUCAAGAGUUGAUCUUAGUUGCAAGCAUAUUUUAAGGCAUGCCCAGGAUCAUAUAAAUGGGCAUUUUGAAGUUUUUGUUUCUUUCUUUUUAAUAUUAAGGGGGAGGGAUGGGGAGUAAUAAUGAAUUUCCAUUCCCCAAACAUACAUGAACACAAAAAGCAGUACUGUAAGGAAGAGGGACCCUAAGAUUACAAAACAGAAUCUUUAGCUGUAAAAAGGAUGGUUGUAAUGGUGUCCAUGAGACACAUUAAGCAUGCUAAGUGGCGGUGAUUAAGACUCCUUAUCUGAACCUACUGAGAAUCAAAGCAGCAAUUAUAUUGGGAUUCUGUGUCUCAUGUUUGAGGCUACAAUCAGUUAGUAUUGAAAUAAGACUGGUCCUGUAAGUAAGGUGCACUGAGAAGCAAUCAGCAGGUUGGUCUUGACCAGUCCAGGGGAAGUCUUAAGUGGUGGUCUUUGGGAUAACCUUUGGCCUUAUGGAUUUGGACUCUAAGUUAGAAGAGCCUACCAUUUCAGAUGCAAUCACUUUGGGACAUGCUUUUGCAGACAGUCCUUAAUGCUGAAAACACAGAGAAUGGGUAAUUCAAGAGGCCUUUCUUUUAAAAUAGACUUUGUGACCCACAUAUUGUAAGGUAUUGCAAGGUCACUUUGCGUGUGUCAUAAAGCUGACUUCCUUAUUGGUUGAAGGUCACAGGAGUAGUGGUUUGCUUUUGAUGAAAAUAGCUACAACUGUGUUCCUCUCUGCUUUUCACUUUCUUUUUUUUUUCUUUCCUCCUAUGUCUUCUUCCUCUUUUUGCUUUUUCUGGGCACGUGGUUUCUCCACUGUUACUUCUGCACAAAGAUGUCUUCUGUUCGACCUGAACAUUUUUAAAAAUGCAGAAUUUUAUGUGACUGCUUUUUUGCCUCACAAUUAUGCUGUGAAUUUUACAAAUUUUUUUUCUUUUUUGAUAAUUUAUUGUACCAAAGCUGUUUUUAUAGCACAUAGAUGUCUGUAACCAAUAAUGUAGCAGUUCUGCACUUUGACACAAGGUGUAACUAGACCAUUUUUAAAUGUCAGUUGAAAAUUAUGGCUGUACUAUUGCUUAAACAAAACUGGAACUGUUGUUUAUUCAUAGCCAAUACAUUUACAACAGUCUGUGUAUUGAACAUGAUAGAUAGGACAUCUAAUUCAACACUGUAACAUCUGUUGCAUUAUAAAUGUGUUCAAGCUUCUGAAAGUAAAAGGGACAGUAAAGCCAGAAGCUAUGAAACCAGCAGUUAAUUUGUUGUAUCCCUUAUUAGCAUAAAUGUAAACCUGAAGGCAAGACCUUGAUUGCAUGAACAGAUCCAAAACACUAAGAUGAGUGAAGUAAAAAAAAAAAGGCUCAAGUGAAAUCUGAGGCUGAGUAGGCUGUACUUAACAGGAGGUCUGCUGCCUUAAUCAGUUUGGCAGUUGCUAAAUUUCAGAACCCUUUUGAAGAUUUUUGAAAUUACGAAUAUGAACAUUGUGAAUAAAAUAGAGGAAUUAGGGUAAUAAAGUGGUUAUCUUUCCAGAUUAACACUGUUUUGCCCUUUACACGAACAGAAGCAGUAAUCUACCUCUGCCAGUAAACCAGUUAAAGGCCAUUCAACAAAAUACCGUGCACUUCAGACUGGUUAGUCCUUAUAGCAAACUAGGUUGGUUCUCCUGAACAAAUUUUUUUCUUUCUUUUUUAUAAUCAUUCCUUAUAUUGGCAACAAAGAGGCUGAAUGCAGUGGAAGUAUGAAAGAAUGCUUUAGAAAUAAGGAGUUUUUGUAAAGCAACUUUUUUAUCAAGGUAUCCAUAUUUAUUUUAUAUUGCGAUCUCAAGCCUGUGAAUUGAUGUUUUUGAACUUCUGCGGUUCAAAAAUGUUUGCUGGGCAAAAGGCUGUCAUCACAACAAUGGAGCAUUGAGCUUAGCAAUACAAAAUGGAAUCCAAUAUGUACUGCUGUCUAGGAAUAUAAGGGUAACAAAUAUGGGUAAUUUUUCUUGUGCUGGUUGCCAUACCUUAACAAGCACCAAAAAUACUGUUUUUAAAUUUACAUAAAGAAAAAUCAUAAACUCUAGUGCUUCUGCAUACUGUGUUAUGUUACAGUCCAGUUUUGUGUGCUUUACUACACAGUUUGGUUACAGGACUUCUGUGCAUUGUAAACAUAAACAGCAUGGAAAAGGUUAAAUACCUGUGUUCAGAUUGUAAGAUCUAGUCCGGACUUGCUGUGUAUAUUGUAACGUUAAAUGAAAAGACAAGCCCUUUGUAUUAUAGUCAUGCAGUCUUAUGUAUGAUAAACAGUUGAAUAAUUUG